Dromiciops gliroides (monito del monte) is the source of this 1476-nucleotide messenger RNA. RefSeq names its product ECRG4 augurin precursor (gene ECRG4). The transcript is spliced from 5 exons. Gene Ontology annotation, biological process: regulation of cell population proliferation; cellular senescence; G1 to G0 transition. The coding region runs from base 168 to 629 and encodes 153 amino acids. The record is from RefSeq and is a predicted model, not a curated record. Lineage: Eukaryota; Metazoa; Chordata; Mammalia; Microbiotheria; Microbiotheriidae.
CCUUGUCCUACUUUUCCGAAGUCAAGAAGUCCUCACAUAAAGAGGAACUUGUUCAGUGACAGAAAAGGUCAUUUCUGCUGGCCAAGCACUUGGAAAGGAGACAGGAAGCAUAUUAUUUUUAAAAGCUGAGAGUCUGAGAGCAUCGCGGCGAGCAGCUGCCAGCAGACAUGGGUCCUUCCUCCUCCAGCUCCCAGUUCACCUCCAGCCGGGUACUCGCUCUGGCUGCUCUGGCACUCGUCCUACUGCUAUGCCUGGGGCCAAAUGUCACAAGAGGAAACAAACUCAAGCUCAUGCUUCAAAAACGAGAAGCAUCUGAUCCAACAAAGACGGAAGUGUCAGUGGGUGAAAACAAAGCAAAGGAAUUUUUAAACGGCAUGAAACGCCAGAAACGCCAGCUGUGGGACCGAAGUCAGCCAGAUGUUCAGCAGUGGUACCAGCAAUUUCUCUACAUGGGUUUUGAUGAAGCUAAAUUUGAAGAUGAUGUUACUUAUUGGACAAACAGAGGCCGCGAUGGCCAUGACUACUAUGGAGGUUACUACCAGCGCCAUUAUGAUGAAGAUGCUGCCAUUGGGCCUCGGCAUCCCCACACCUUUAGGCACGGAGCCAGUGUCAACUAUGAUGACUACUGAGUGCCUUUUCUGAUGCUCUGGAAAAGGCACCAGGGUUUUUGUUGGUUUUUUUUACUUACCCCAAAGGGUUGUUAUGAGGAUCAAAGGCAAUAAUAUGUAUGUAAAGCACUUUGCAAACCUUAAGCACUAUAUACAUGUGAGCUAUUAUUAUUCCUGAUUUACUAAUGCAUUUUGAAAAGAUUUUUGUUUGUUUGUUAUAAAUCUAAUCACUGCCAAACAAAAACAUUCUUGUCCAUGUCCAUGUUUACCACUCCACUCCAUAUACUGGAGACCUUCCUCAUUUUUUCCUCUCAUUAGGAGGAAGACAUGAAAUUAUGCAGGAAGUAUAAACAGUUCAAUUUAAAAAUAAAAACAUACAACCAUAAAGAAACAGGGGAUGCUUACAGUCUUAGGAUGGUGUCUUAAGGCUGCCCUGAGACUUUUGGGAUGCCCUGUGUAUUAACAUUAAAAAAAAUAACAGCAAUGCUUUCUUUGCUUCUGUGUCCCUAUUUCCUCUGUAUAUCUUUUUAUCAGACUUUGUUGCUGUUUUUAAAAUAAAUAAAUAAAUCUAUGAUCAUAGCAAAUAUAUCGUAUUUCCAAUACUGUACCCUUCCUUCUAUAGAUCUUGCCAUAUUUGUUGUCUUAUCUUUGUCAUUUCUGAAUGGCACAAUAAUCCAUUCUGAUCUAUUUUCUAACUCCAACUACAUUUCUGUUUUAUUUUAAUCCAUAUAUAUCUAUAUCUAUAUCUUUCUCUUUAUGACUCUAGUGCAAUUUCUAAAGAACAAUAGAAACACCAUCUGAAGUUUGAUGUAGCUAAUGUAUUGAUAUACUACAUUUUAUACCAGAAAUAAACUUUUGUUCAAAAAUG